UCUGGCACAUUUCUCUGCAGGACACGGGGAUUAAAGGUCGUGUGAGCUCCAUGCGCUUCUGGACCUAGAACUUAAAUGUUAAGAGGUAUCACUUUGAAGAAAAUUGCUUAAUAUUUUAUAGGGAAGUGACUUUACCAGUAAAAACCUUCAAGAAGAGUUGAUGUGAUUCUUAAAAUCAACUUAGAUGCUCCCACUUUGGAUUGCUGCUCUCUUACUCUUCGGCACAUCAACAGGAAAAGAAGUUUGCUAUGAAAGGGUGGGGUGCUUUAAAGACGGUUUACCAUGGACUGGGACCUUGUCAAGACAGUUGGCAGGUUUGCCCCGGUCUCCAGAGGAGAUAAACACUCACUUUCUGCUCUACACUAGACAUAAUCCCAAAGUCUAUCAGGAGAUCAGUGCAAUUAAUUAUCUAACUAUCCAAACCUCACACUUUGGAACAGACAAGAUGACCCGUAUUAACAUACCUGGAUGGAAAUCAGAUGGAAAAUGGCAGCAAGACAUGUGCAAUGUGUUACUGAAAGUGGAAGACGUGAAUUGCAUUAACAUAGACUGGAUUAACGGUUCGUUGGAAUACAUCGACGCCGUCAACAAUCUGCGUGUUGUUGGGGCUGAGGUGGCGUAUUUUAUUGAUGUUCUCACGAAAAAAUUUGGAUAUUCUCCUUCUAAAGUUCACUUGAUUGGCCACAGCGUGGGAGCACAUCUGGCUGGGGAAGCUGGGUCCAGGGUCCCAGGCCUUGGAAGGAUAACAGGGUUGGACCCAGCCGGGCCAUAUUUCCACAACACUCCAAAUGAGGUUAGGCUGGACCCCUCGGAUGCCGACUUUGUCGAUGUCAUUCAUACAAAUGCAGUUCGCUUCCUCUUUGAGUUUGGUGCUGGAACUAUUAAUGCUUGUGGUCACCUUGACUUUUACCCAAAUGGAGGGAAGCACAUGCCAGGAUGUGAAGACUUAAUUACACCUUUAUUUACCUUUGACUUCAACAUUUACAAGGAAGAAGUGGCUUCCUUCUUUGAAUGCAACCAUGCCCGCAGUCAUCGCUUCUACAUGGAAAGCGUUCUCAAUCCUGAUGCAUUUAUUGCUUAUCCUUGUAGAUCCUACAACUCUUUUAAAGCGGGAGAUUGCUUCCAUUGUCCCAAAGAAGGUUGCCCAACAAUGGGUCAUUUUGCUGAUAGAUUUCACCUCAAAAAUAUGCAGCGUAAUAGAUCAUAUUAUUUUUUAAGCACUGGGUCUCUUUCCCCAUUUGCCCGUUGGAGGCACAAAUUGUCUGUCAAACUUGAUGGAAACAACGUCACUCAAGGGACCCUGUUUCUCCGUGUAGGUGGAACAACGGGGAACGUGGAGGAGUUUGUGAUGGCCAGUGGAACACUGCAGCCAGGCAUGACUUACACAAAAUUAAUUGAUGCAGACGUUAAUGUUGGAAAUGUUACAAAUAUUGAGUUCAUUUGGAAGGAACAUUUGUUUGGGCAUUCUCAGAAUAAGUUGGGAGCAGAGGUGGUGAAAGAUAUAUCUGGAAAAUAUGGAUAUGAAUCUACCUUCUGUAGCCAGGAUAUCAUGGGACCCAAUAUUGCCCAGAUCCUGAAACCAUGCUAAAUUUAGAUACAGUCUUGAUGGAUUUAUUUAAUGGAAGUGAUGAAAGAAAGAAUCUUCUGGUUGGUAUCUGAACCAAAGUAGACCAUCAUGAAUGAGGUAGAAAAGUACAGUUGUUGCUGUUUUCUACAUAGAAUGUUUUUCUCCUUGACAAGCUUUGUAAGGGCCUUGAAAACAGACUGAGUCCUAGGACAGAGUAUAGUAUGGUCAUAUGCAGGAACGCGGGUAUCCGUGCCAAAAUAAAGCUGUGUUGGAAUUUCCCUGAAUGAGAUGACGUGAUGCCAAAGUGUCAUGGUAUAAAUUCACUGGGCAAAAGUGAGACACUGUCUGGUGAGUACUUGAAGUACAUUUUGAGUAUUUUCAGGUAGAAUAAGCAUUAUUCUAGAAUGAUUUAAAGAAUAUUUAUUAUGUUGUUAAUCUUGCUAAGACAAAGUAUGGCUAUGGUUCAUGGUAUGUAGAUGAUAGAUAACCCUGUGGGUUGAUAUGUCUAUGUAUUAAUAAUGAAAACCGACGAGAAUACAUUAGUAUUUCCAAGGUGUUCCUUGUCUUCAGGUGUGUGUGAAGUAAAAGAAAUUCGGGGGCUGAUCUGUGAUAUGUCCAACACUUGGCAAUAGUCCCUGAGAAUCAUCAGCCCCUUCUCUGGAAGCCUCCUGCUCGGAGAGAAUGACUCCUCCUCUCUGGGCCUUGAAAGCCCCAUUGCAAGUUUGCAUUUGGCCUAAAUGCAGCGUUUCAUUUGUAAUGCCCCUGACUGUCCCUUUGUGUUUGUAAUAAUAAUCCUGUAAUAUUUAAGUGUGUCCAUUUUUUAAAGCUUUGCUUCAGUUUUUUGUAAUUCAAUUGUCUGUAUCCAGUGCAAAUCAAAGAUGACUGUUUUUAUCUGCUCUGUUUUCUAAUGGGCUUAGUGUUUAGCCCAUAGCACUGUAC
Messenger RNA from Lutra lutra (Eurasian river otter), 2506 nucleotides. RefSeq names its product pancreatic lipase related protein 3 (gene PNLIPRP3). Bases 185 to 1588 code for a protein of 467 amino acids. The record is from RefSeq and is a predicted model, not a curated record. Gene Ontology annotation, molecular function: protein binding; triacylglycerol lipase activity. Lineage: Eukaryota; Metazoa; Chordata; Mammalia; Carnivora; Mustelidae. Gene Ontology annotation, biological process: lipid metabolic process. The transcript has 12 exons.